AUGUUCCCCCUCUUCACCACGCCACUUACCGGAGACAUGACCGGUAGCGGCAGCGCGUUCACGUCGUGCUCCUGUGCUCAUGGUGAAGGCCUUCGCGGUGUCACCCCGCAGCCCCGCAAGCCUGCUGUAUCCCUCUUCCCGAUUAUUCCACCACCACCGCCGCCUCCACAACAGCCACGCGCCUCGCAAUCAACACUGUUGUCGGCGAUAGCUGGUGCAUCAACCUCCAUCAACCCGCCGGUACGCGUCAAGACAUGCAGCGAAUGGGCUAAUGACGUCGCCGCCGCUCGAGGAGAUCGCGGUGAUCCCACCCACCACCACACUCAGCUGGCUGCCCCGAAUCACACCAGGGAGCCAGCUUCGUCAGCACCUACGUCGGUCUCCGCAGCAAAGAGCUCGGGAACUUACCCGCCGACAUCGCCAGCUAAAUGGUAUGAGGACGCCGCAGCCGACGCGCGCGUUCAACUGCCAUCCAUCCCGACCGCCGCGACAGAAGACUCUCCGCCGCCGGCGACACCCGCAUCCAAUCCCGAAUUGAAGCGUGCACUCGAGUACGACGACGACGACCACUUUGGCGACGUCGAGCCGCAGCCAAAGCGCCGCUCGGCACCAGCAUCCCCCGUUGGCAAACUUGUACGCGUCCUCUCGCGCACGAGCCCAAACCCCCCGCACGCAGGCGUGCCGACAUCGAGCCUCACGAGCCCCCAGGAGGAAGCGCGCCGCCACAGGACCACCGCUCCUGCGCCACGGUCUCGUGGGUCCACCAAGAGCCCCGCCGCUUCCCACUACACCAACCUCGCGCCGCUCUCUAGCCUUCCACGCAACCACCAGUUCCAUACCACCAGCACCGACAAACCAUAG
Messenger RNA from Apiotrichum porosum, 861 nucleotides. RefSeq lists its product as uncharacterized. The record is from RefSeq and is a predicted model, not a curated record. The coding region runs from base 1 to 861 and encodes 286 amino acids. The transcript has 2 exons. NCBI's taxonomy places the organism in Eukaryota, Fungi, Basidiomycota, Tremellomycetes, Trichosporonales, Trichosporonaceae.